Penicillium arizonense is the source of this 579-nucleotide messenger RNA. RefSeq lists its product as uncharacterized. Lineage: Eukaryota; Fungi; Ascomycota; Eurotiomycetes; Eurotiales; Aspergillaceae. Bases 1 to 579 code for a protein of 192 amino acids. The transcript has a single exon. The record is from RefSeq and is a predicted model, not a curated record.
AUGGUCCCCGGACAGUCUGUGGUCCUCUAUUCGCGACUACAUCUCAUCGUUCGCAACCACAAAGUCCUUCGCCUCGUCCUCUGGUUUAUCAUAAUCGGCACCGUCAUCCUCCUCGUGCCGACAACGACUCUUGUUUACCUCAUUGUUUACGUAUCGACCAAACCGAUCAUUAAGGGAUACAAUGUGAUUGAGCGCAUGGAGCUCGCUUGGUUCUGUGCACAAGAGUUUGUUCUCACGGGUAUCUAUAUCUCAGAGACUGUGAAAUUAAUCAAGAUUUGGCCGGGGAGAGAUAGGCGACGCCUCAAUAUUAUGUAUCAGCUGCUAGCUAUCAACGCUCUGAUCAUCAUUUUCGACUUCACGCUGCUGAUCCUAGAGUAUGUUGGCUACCACUCGCUGCAAGUUACAUUGAAACCAAUGGUUUACAGCAUUAAGCUCAAGCUGGAGUUUGCCGUACUUGGCAAGCUUGUUGCCCUGGUACAACCUCAUCACGUGCAGCAAUCUUAUGACAGACAGCACGAGUGUCUGGAUUUCGUGAAUGCGGCGCCGCUAGCUUCGGAUAUCUCACAAGGCGCUGAGUGA